Neurospora hispaniola is the source of this 1117-nucleotide messenger RNA. RefSeq lists its product as uncharacterized. The record is from RefSeq and is a predicted model, not a curated record. NCBI's taxonomy places the organism in Eukaryota, Fungi, Ascomycota, Sordariomycetes, Sordariales, Sordariaceae. The transcript has 3 exons. Bases 368 to 1117 code for a protein of 249 amino acids.
CCGACUAUACGCACAACAGGUCACGAUCCGUUACCAAUGUACUCAGACAGCAGCGCAUGGUUGUCCGCCUCCCCGUCUUUCCGGCAUUUUGCCAUUGGCUUGAGUGGCUGCUCGGGUCAUUAUGGCUUGUGACUCUAAAGGGCCCGUGCAGGCUGCGGUCCGUGUGGACUGAGGUUGACCCGUGGUGGUGGACUGUUAGUUCCGGCGCAUGUCCUUGUAACCUUGUUCAGCGAUAGCCGUAUAUAGAUCACAACGCAACGAGACCUGCCUCCUAACGUUGUCAAUUGUCCAGGACCCUUCACUAACCCGUUUCUUCAUAUCAUUACAUCAUUUGCAUGCAUGGGUACCAUCUCUCCAGGAUCGCGAUAUGGCUGACGACUCUGAGCCUCAGGACAGCAAACUUUCCACAGCCGCAAACAUCGUCGGCCUCCUCACUUUCACUCUCGCGGCGCUCAAUCUUGUGAUUGUCCGAGUUCUACAAAACGAAAGAAGCAUAGUCAACCAACUUCGGAAAAGGGGGUGGAGGAAUUCUCUCAACGCCUUGGAACAGAAGAUACGUUACAUUCGGCUCUUUAAUCCAUCUUUCGUCGGCUUUGGAAGAGAUCAAAUCCAUGCCGGCCAUGCUUCCGGAGAAAGGUCCGGCCUGGAAGACAAGCAGCCAGAAGAACGGUUAAGCGAAAUUUUCAAGGAUGUUCAGAAUUGCUACGACCAGGGAAAGGUCAACGUCAACGAAACAGAAGCUAUUGAGAACCAUCUCGCCGAACAGAUUAGCCCUGCUGGCUACGCAAGAGCUACGAGACGAUUGAUAUCGCAAUGGGAUGUGGAGGGCUUUUACGAGGCGUCAAUGUCGGUCUGGAGACAACUUUACAAUCGGAGAGAAGCGCGAGAGGCUGCGGGCAAACUGGAGGAAAAUUACCAGGAGUUGUCUUCCAUCGUGGCUGAUGUGGACUCGCACAUCUUGCUUAUACAGGGGCUCAAAAUACUGCAGCUACAAAGCACCAUCGACCGUCAAGCGCAAGCAGUCAGCGAACUGGAGAACGUCAAAAAGAAUCUCGAGGGAACACCACCAGCACCAGCUUCUAAGCCAGGUGGAGGAAGAUCAUCUUCAUCGUCCUAG